AUGGCGAUCGUACUUCACUUCAUCCUACUUGUGACAGCGAUAGCCACAGCCGUGGAUGGUACCAUCAGAGAGGCUAAGACCACGAUGUUGAGGGUGGACGGUAACCUCGUGGAGAUACCACUCUCGCCCGGAGGGCCCUACAACACCAGUGGUGGUCCGAUCAUUGAUGAUCCCCGCGUUAUCAAU
Messenger RNA from Perkinsus marinus ATCC 50983, 186 nucleotides. RefSeq lists its product as hypothetical. The annotation marks the transcript as partial. The transcript has a single exon. The record is from RefSeq and is a predicted model, not a curated record. Lineage: Eukaryota; Perkinsozoa; Perkinsida; Perkinsidae.